AUGGCGACGUCAGAGAUUGCUGUUGAAAAUGAAUUUGUGGAUGUUAAGGGGAAGAGUUGGUCAACUGGUAAACAAGAAAUAGUUACUGAUGAUGAUGUGAGGGGGUUUUUGGAGACAAAGACCAAGGAUGGGUUUGUUGUAGUAUACUAUACUACCCAAGACAUUCAAAGCAAAGCAGUGAAGCCCGGUGAACUUAGGAGAAGCCCAAGGUUUAAGCAGGUGAAGGGAAAGGUACUGGGAAAGGGUAAAACACAGGGGAAAAGCAAAGGGAAAAAAAAGGGAGAGGUUGACAGUGAGUUGUUUGAUUCAGAAACUGGAUCUGGUUCUUCAAGCUCUGACUGCCCUGAUACUGACAUAGAGUGGGAAGCAGGGGAAGAAGAGGGGGAAGAUGAGGAGACUGAUAUUGGAGAUGGUCUUAACAGCACAAUUAACAACAUCAUUGAUGUUGUGAAUGAAAGUCUCCAAACUGAGCAACAAAGGAUUGAAUAUGAAGUGCAAAACAAUGAUGAUCUGCUUGAAAGUGAACUGUUGAGCAAAGAAGUUGUUGUGCAGGGAGAGUUCACUUUUGACAGUGAGGAGUUAGAUAGCCCUAAAGGGUCUGAUGAUGAGCAGGAUAAUUGUCCAUGGUUUCAUGCAUCAACAGACUUCAAGAAGGCCAUUCAAUUUGUGAAAGGACAGAAGUUUUUUAAUAACAAAGUGUUCAGGGAAGCUUUGAAGAAGCAUGCCAUUGAGAACAGGAGGUCUGUGAACCAGGAUUUUUGGCAGAUUAAGAGUCUGCAUUUGAAGCACAAGUGUGUAAGGGUUAGAAGCAAUCUAAAUUUGUCUGCUGAAUUUUUAGCUGAGAGGUACAUUGAGGAGUGGAGAAGUGACCCUGGGAAGAAGCUUAAAAUUUUCAGGAGGAGAGUGUUAGGUGAUUUAGGUAUUGAAAUUAAAUAUUAUAAAGCUUGGAUGGCAAGAGCAAGAGCUAAGCUUAUGAUAUAUGGUUCUGCAGCAGAACAGUAUGCAAGAGUGUGGGACUAUGGGAAGGCUCUCAUGCAAUACAGCCCUGGUACUGAGGGCAAUGUGGUAGUUGAUGGAUUGGAGCAGAUUGAACCACCUCUGUUCUUAAGAAUGUUCAUAUGCCUUGCACCACUUAGGAAAGGAUUCAUGUCUAGUUGCAAACCACUUAUUGGGGUUGAUGGCUGCCAUCUGAAAGGUCCCUAUCCUGGUCAGAUUUUGGUUGCAGUUGGUAAGGAUGGCUAUAACAAUAUUUACCCCAUUGCUUGGGCAACAGCUGAAAUUGAAAAUACAGAAACUUGGGUGUGGUUUCUUGAGAGCUUGAUGAAAGCAGUGAGAGAUGAAGAUCGAGGCCUGGGCUAUACCUUUAUAUCUGAUAGGCAAAAGGGACUGGUAGAAGCUUUGCACCAAGUGGUUCCUUAUGCAGACACUAGGUUUUGUGUCAGACAUAUUUGGGCAAACUUCAAGUUGCAAUUUAGUGGCUCAACUUUCAAGGAACUCUUCUGGUCUGCAGCAAGGGCUACAACACUGUUUGCCUUUGAGGUUGCAAUGGAGUCAAUUAGGUUCUUCUCUGAAGAAGCAUUUGAAUACCUUUCUGACAUUCUAGCCAAACAUUGGUCUAGACAUGCCUUUAGCACACAUCCUAAGUCAAACAUGUUGCUCAACAACAUUUGUGAAACUUUUAAUGCUGUAAUUAAAGAAGCUAGGGACAAGCCUAUUUUGACUCAAAUGGAGUGGCUUAGGAGGUAUGCCAUGAAAAGAAACAAUGACAAAUGGGAUGCUUAUCAGAAAAUGGAAGGGAAGGUUGUUCCUUAUGUGAAGAAGCUUUUUCAGAAGAUGGAACCAGCUGCAAGGCAUUGCAUUGUGCAACUGUCUAGGGGUGACACUUAUGAGGUAGAACUCAAUUCUGAUCUAGUCAUAGCGGACUUGAGUCAGGCAACAUGCACCUGCUUUCAUUGGGAUCUAACUGGUAUCCCUUGUGUCCAUGCAUAUGCAUGCAUCAUGGACAAAAGGGCUGAUCCAGAAGAUUAUGUUGAUAGUGCUUAUCUUGUGUCAACAUAUAUGUUGGCAUAUAGGCUGGAGAUUGCAGCAAUGCCUGGUCCACACUAUUGGCAAAAGGUGCAGCUUAGGCAACCUCUACCACCAGCAAUCAAAAUACAGCCUGGUAGGCCUAAAUCAAAGAAGAGGAAGUUGGAAAAGGGAGAAAUUGGGGGGCAAAAGCAAGAGGGGCAGCAGCCACUCAAAAGGAAGGCCACUUGUAAGAAUUGUGGCCACCUAGGCCACUAUGCUAAAACCUGCAAAAACCCUCAUGUGAAACCUGUUGCAGUGUCCUCCCCAAAAAAAGAAGGUGGCAGACCCCAUUUGGACACUGACUGGGUCAAAGAUCAGAGAAAGAGGAGAGCAGAAAUAGCUUUGAAAAAGAGUGCAGUUGGUGGUACACCUGGUCCUAACAGCAUAGGGAGAAAGAAGUUUCCUCAAGAAGAGCAGCAGAGGAAGCAGCAACAGCAACAUGACAGUCAGCAGAGCCAAGCUGCAUCCACAACAGCUGCCACAAGCUAUGCACCUCCUCCAACAUCAUCCACAUCAGCUGCAGCCACCCUCCCAAGUCAAAUGCCACCAAGAAGAAAGCUACAAGUCAUUAGACCUAAGAAGUAG
Chenopodium quinoa (quinoa) is the source of this 2652-nucleotide messenger RNA. RefSeq lists its product as uncharacterized. The record is from RefSeq and is a predicted model, not a curated record. Gene Ontology annotation, biological process: DNA transposition. NCBI's taxonomy places the organism in Eukaryota, Viridiplantae, Streptophyta, Magnoliopsida, Caryophyllales, Amaranthaceae. The transcript has 8 exons. Bases 1 to 2652 code for a protein of 883 amino acids. Gene Ontology annotation, molecular function: transposase activity; DNA binding; zinc ion binding.